Molecule: messenger RNA, 3308 nt
Organism: Myotis lucifugus (little brown bat)
Lineage: Eukaryota; Metazoa; Chordata; Mammalia; Chiroptera; Vespertilionidae
Gene: AOPEP
Product: chromosome unknown C9orf3 homolog
Exons: 17
Coding region: 224-2785 (853 amino acids)
Cellular component (GO): nucleolus
Molecular function (GO): zinc ion binding; metalloaminopeptidase activity
Source: RefSeq, a predicted model, not a curated record
CACCGGCGCGUGCCCCGUAGCCCGUAGUAACCCCGAGUCUGCGGAAGUGGAGACCCUUGGGCAGGCAGCUGAGACAGGGGACUGAAGGCUGUGGAACCAUAAUUUGUGAAUCAGGGUGUUUUGUGUGGUUUUUUUGGACAGACAGCCGUUUACAAUUCCGAAUGAGUAAGGCAGAUAGGAAGCCCCUUCUGAGAGUUUAACAAAGCUCUCAACAGCCCACACCAUGGACAUAAAGCUGGACCCUUCUCGAGAUGACCUGCCUCUCAUGGCCAACACCAGCCACAUACUUGUGAAGCAUUAUGUACUGGAUUUAGAUGUGGAUUUUGAAAGUCAAAUCAUCGAUGGCACCUUAGUGCUUUUCUUAGAGUCUGGAAACAGAUCCAGGAAGAAGAGUGGUUCCACCGAGGAAGCCUGCCGAUCGGAGUCAAAUGAAGCCUGCAGAUUUAGGAAGCUGGAACCCUGCCACGUUCCUGUGGCAGAUACAAGGACCUCCUGGUCUCAAAUGGGAUACAGUGAUUUUGCAAUUUGUGGUAAAGGUGAAAGAGAUACUUCUGGUAAAGAUGGUAACCAUGACAACCAGGAACAGACUUAUGGGAUUUCUAGCUCGAAGCACUGCUGUGACACAGGGAAUCAUGGGAGUGAGGAUUUUUUGCUGGUGUUGGACUGCUGUGAUUUAUCUGUGUUAAGGGUUGAGGAGGUGGAUGUUGCUGCUGUGCCAGGUAUUGAAAAAUUUACAAGGUCUCCCAAGCUCACGGUUGUUUCUGAGCUCAGGAAUCAGAUUGUACGUGAACUUGUGACUCUGCCUGCAGAUCGUUGGAGGGAGCAGUUAGACUAUUAUGCUUGGUGCAGCCUGGCUCCUGGCUGUGGGGAACUCCUGUUUGACACUGACACGUGGAGCUUGCAGAUCAGGAAGACAGGGGCUCAGACAGCUACGGCUUUUCCUCAUGCCAUAAGGAUACGGUACAGAACCAAACCCCAGGGGCGAUCAGUCACAUGGACCUCAGACCAGAGUGGCAGGCCAUGUGUUUAUACGAUGGGAUCUCCCAUAAACAACAGGGCCCUUUUUCCAUGCCAGGAGCCCCCCGUUGCCAUGUCAACAUGGCAGGCCACAGUCCGAGCAGCUGCAUCUUUUGUUGUUUUAAUGAGUGGGGAAAAUUCUGCCAAGCCAACACAGCUUCGGGAAGGGUGCUCAAGCUGGCAUUACUAUGUAACCAUGCCAAUGCCAGCCUCCACCUUCACAAUUGCGGUGGGACCCUGGACAGAAGUGAAGCCAGAGACCUGCUCGCCAAGUGACCUGGCAGCAGAGAGGUCCCUCUCGCCGUCCGAGGCUGACUUUAGGUGUGCUGGCGUCUGUGGCCACAUGGAAUACCCCUGCCGCUUCCAGGAUCCGUCCGCCACAACCCAGGAGAUCAUUCCUCAUCGGGUGUUCGCCCCCGAGCGCCUCGCAGGGGCCUGCCAGGAGACCCUUCUGCAGCUGCUCUCUCCUUGCCUCUCAGCAGCGCACGCUGUGCUGGGGACACACCCGUUCUCCAGGCUGGAUGUGCUCAUCGUUCCUGCCAACUUUCCAAGCCUGGGGAUGGCCAGCCCACACAUCGUCUUCCUCUCUCAGAGCACCCUGGCCGGAGGGAGCCACCUCUGUGGGACCCGGCUCUGCCAUGAAAUUGCUCACGCCUGGUUUGGCCUGGCCAUCGGGGCCCGCGACUGGACGGAGGAGUGGCUGAGUGAAGGGUUUGCCACUCACUUGGAAGAUGUAUUCUGGGCCAAAGCACAGCAGCUGGCCCCCCACGAGGCCCAGGAGCAGCAGGAGCUGCGGGCAAGCCUGCGCUGGCGGCGCCUCCAGGACGAGUCACGGAGCUCCCCGGAGCAGCUGCAGGUGCUGAGACCCAAUAAAGAGAAAACUGGCCAUGUGAGUGACUCAGGAUCGUCUGUCAUUAAGCAUGGGCUCAAUCCAGAGAAGGUCUUCAUGCAGGUUCAUUAUUUAAAGGGUUAUUUCCUUCUCCGGUUCCUUGCCAGAAGACUUGGAGAUGACACCUAUUUUUCCUUUUUAAGAAAAUUUGUGCACACAUUUCAUGGGCAGCUGAUUCUUUCCCAGGAUUUCCUUCAAAUGCUGUUGGAGAACAUCCCAGAAGAAAAAAGGCUGGGUUUGUCUGUGGAAAGCAUCUUCCGAGACUGGCUGGAGCGCCCGGGACUUCCCCAGGAAAUAGAAGUGCGCCAUCAACGUAAUUUUAAGUCGUUCAAUUGUGAAUAUGGGAUGAAGCGGUGCGCCGGGCGGGCUGCGCGGCGAGCCGGGGGCAUUUCACGCGGGGACGGGCGGCGCUCGGGACAGGGGUCCCGUUUCCAAUGCUCUGUGGUUUUUGCAUUUCAGGUCGCGAAAUGGAAGCGAGUGAACCGGAGACCCCGAAAACGGAAGCGAAGAGGGACCGAAGAAGCGUUUGAAAAGCUCCUUCCAGACCAGCUGGUCUUGCUUCUGGAGCAUCUGUUGGAGCAGAAGACCCUGAACCCCAGAACUCUGCGAAGCCUCGAAAGGACAUACCGCCUCUCCCAGCAGGAUGCAGAGGUUCGCCAUCGGUGGUGUGAACUCGUUGUCAAGCACAAAUACACAACAGCGUACAAAACCGUGGAGAGGUUCCUUCAGGAGGACCAGGCCAUGGGCAUCUACCUCUACGGGGAGCUGAUGGUGAGCGAGGACGCCAGGCAGCAGCAGCUCGCCCGCCAAUGCUUCCAGCUGACCAAGGAGCAGAUGGACAGAUGCUCAGCCCAGGUGGUGGCCGAGAUGCUGUUUUAAAGAGGAAAGAUCACAGUGAGAUUCCUUCUCAUAAGCUCCUAGUAGCCCUGGUGGGACCAGGAUGGCGCUGACCCGGACAUCAGAGGAAGGCGACAGGGCUGCUGGGCCAUCAGCGACAUCGGCGUCCGCGUCUGGAGCUGCUUUCCCGCGGCUGCUCGCAGCAGAGCACACGUGAAAGGCCCAUCCUCGGAAAGGGUCACCUCGUCCCCACCCGAAUGCGCCGCCUCCGCACACUGACUGCGCAUGGGGCCAGCGUGUACGCACUCCUCCACUGAACCGUUGAAGAGCCUGAGGCCGCGGAAGGUCCCCUCGGCAUGCGGCUGGAGGGUCAGGUUUCUGUGCGGGAGCCAAUGAGCUCCACUCCAUGGGCUUCUCUGGCUCAUUUCAGAAAGUUCUGCAGAAUUUUGGUCGAUAGUUCCGUUAUUUAGAUAUUUGCCAAAAUUGUAGUGCCUUUUGGUAAAAGUACGGGAUAAGAAUCUAAGAUGUAUUUAAUAAUAAAAUUUAAUGGAUUAAUGUUUUUGUA